GAUCCGAUGCGACGGCGACGGAGCGCGGACGUUCACGCAGCUGCUGUUUAUAUUUACGUUAUGUUUCACCAGUUUCACCACCCGCAGAGACAACGCUUAUAAUAACCUAAUAAUAACACUAUUAAUCAUCAGUGAGUGUACAAUGUGUGAAAGUGAAGUGUAGUGCAGUGAUUUCGGAUUUACCAAAAUUACAGAUGGCGUAGAAAAGCAGUCAGAGACAUCCAUCACAAAUGUUAUUGAACGGUCUAAUGGAAGGGGAACCUUUACCCAAGACCAACUUGAUACCGUCGAUCAAGCUCGAAAAGGGACACAGGACCAUAAGUGAUUUGAUGAACUUCAUCCUACCGGACACAAGCAUGGCGAUAAAGGACAACCAAAAAACUGACAAAUGCGUAUACUCCGUGCCCGUCCAGCCGCCGAUCUCCGAAAGAAUGAAGUCCAUCAAUGACGCAAAGCAGGCGUUCUUAAACUCCACAAUAAACUCGCAAACGAUGCCGCCUAAAAAAGCAAUCAAGAAAGAAGAGGUUACAUUACAUUAUGCUCAGAUUGCAAUCACAACAGAAAGCGAGGAUUCGAGAAGCACCGGCGGAGGCAAAGAUUUCAAGCAAACUGUCAAUCAGUUCAAAAUGAGGGAAACUGUUCCACCAAAAGACAUAUCUCCGAAUAUCAAAAAACUCAUGGAACAACAGCAAAGGAAAGUGAGCUUUAAAAUUAAAAACGCUGGGAGCUCUUAUCGACGUGCUCCUGUUGCGAAGACGGUAACUAUCACAAGCAGCAAAGUUACGGAAUUAACAAAGAAGUUUAAUGAUCUAGUGGUUGAUGAACCGAUCAGAGGGACGAAAAAACCAUUGACUAAAACAAUAGAUGUGCAAGCGGCCCGAUGUUCUGCAAGCAAUAGCUCUACACCGUCUUCAACACUUUCAAGUCCGAAUAUAAAAAUAGUAGUGCGUCAACGAAGAGGCUCAAGAAAACGAAAUAGUAGACGAAGGUGUUCAAGUAUGGAUUCCAUUGACAAACACGUUUCUGAUACUUCUUCAGCCAGAAUGCGUAUAAUCCGCUCAAAAUCCGAUAACACCAAAAUACCAAAAUCGCCUAAGAAAAGAUUAAAGUACUCCAAUUCUAGUGAACAGAGCGGCUCUGAUUCCGUAGAUGGGUCUCCCAAAAAAACAAGCAGUAAAGAUGUCGAACCCCCUAAAGAAAGAAAACCAACGGAAAGCAACGUAGUUAAAAAUGUUAUUAAGAAAUUUGAAUGCGAAAUCAUUGCGCAAACCAAUUCAACUAAUAACACACUAAAAAGACCACCUGCGAAACCCCAAAAACCUUUACCCAUGCCUAAAGAGAAACCAAAAGUACCUGAAAAGAAAUCAACUUUAGUUUUAACGAAAAAUAUUGUGGUAAAGGACGGUGUUCCUAAAAUAAAGACUAUAAAACCGGCUCCUUCGGAACUGCCUCCAAAACCAUUAAACGUGAAAACACCUAUCGCUGAAAAUCUCAAAAGAAAAGAAUCUCUUUAUGAUAAAAAUAAGUAUAAAACUAACUACAUACAUUCCGAAAAACUGCCUUUAAAGAUUGUUGAAAUAAUUCAAGAGGAUAUCAGCGAGAGUUCUAUGACAUCGAUUAAUCCGGAACCAGAGAGUGUAGCGUCGCCUGAGAGUAAAGUGGAAGAAAAAGUGCAAGUUGUUAAUAAUAGUAUAACUCCUAACGAAUCAUUUCUUUGGCGGCGGAAAAGUAGCAUACUUUGUUCGGAUUCUGAAAAAUCUGUGUCAGAAAGCCCGUACAGUUUUUAUAGCUGCAGUCUUAAUGAAACUGCGGAAUCAUGUCCGGAAGUUUUCAUAUCUACUGAAGAAUCUCCUAAUAGUGUAGUAACUAUUUCGCAAACAAACGAAGAGACUGGAACUGAUCCUACUAAUGAGUCUAAUUCAGACUUUGAAAGUAACUUAGUUGAGGCUUAUAACAAAGAAAUAUUAGUCGGAUUUACGUCGAAACCUAAAAAAGACGACGUUGUUGAAGACGACUAUGAAAUCUUAGAACCAAGAGACACUGAAAACGUAGUCAUAAUACCUGUUAGAACGCUGGAUAGAGUUUCAAAAAUAAACUGUCCUCUACCUGAAAUUCCUAAAGAAGAGCCGAUAGAAAAGAAAAAAGAUGACUCGGGAGAAAAUAUUUAUCAAUGCCUUUUAGAAAUGAGAUCGCAUCCUGAAGGAGACGAGAGUAGUUUGCAUAGUUACGAGCUGUGCGAUUCGCAGUUAGAAGAGAGAACUAGAGGCGAUGGAGACAGUGACGACGGUUAUGAAUACUGCAAGUCGCCAAUCAAACCCUACUGUGUUACCUCCAGUUCCGGAAUACAAAUAGCUGAAAAUUACCAGCCCUACCAACCUAAAGCUAGCAAAAACUACGAAGUCUCCAAAUCUGUGAGCGGCGCAUCGACCGUCAGUUACGAAAAGAUCGGCUCCGACAGAAUAUACGAGCGAAUCCCCGCGAGAGCUCCCAAGUCUAAAGAAAGCAGUCCCACGGAUAGGAAAAGACAUUCCUACGCCUCCGACUACACGACCUACAACGAUUCUGAGAACAUCUACGAUACAAUCAAGCACGCUGACGCGAAUUCCCUAUCGCAUUGCUAUGAAAGCAUCCCGAACAGCCCAAGUAUGGUGAAACUGAGAAAUAAUCUUAGGAAACAAUUAGCUUCUACUGUUCAUAAGCGGUUGUCGUUCGAUAAUAUGUCCAAUAUAAGUCAGUCGACGAUUUCGAGUGAGCAGAAGACUAAUAGUAUAUACGGGCAGAGAUCUGUGAUCAGUUACAAUGGUCAGGAAGUCGCUUUUCAAGUACCGAGUAGCGAGACAAGUGUCAGUGACAGGAGCGAUCGCAGUGACGACUGGGUCGACGUGUCAGACGAGGAGAGAACCGAUGAACAGAAGAUCAUUAUUGUGCGAGAGAGAAGUCGCGGGAGAAAGAGUCCAAUCAGCUGGUCCCAGAAGGUGCGGCAUCAGUGGCAGAAGACGCCUAUAGAGACUGAGAACGACCAAGAAUGCGACAGCGGCGAUUCAGGCCACCUAUACGAGUCGCUGGAAACACCGCCACCGGCCGCGCACGAGGCAAGGCUCACGCAUGACACACGCACGCACGCGCUAGAUGACGACUUCGACUCGUUCGACAGCGAUACCGAGGACGAACACGAGUCUGCCGCCCACCAAGCACCAGCACUGCCAGCAUCCCGGCUUCCAGCUCCGCCAAGUGCUGGAUACACGCUCACCAAGAUAGCCAGCGUGGCUCACAAGAAGAUGCGACAGCUGAAACGGAACUUCACCAAGCGAUGCUCCGUGGCAAUGGACGGUAAUCCCUUCGCAAAAGUAACGACGCCGAAAACCGACCCAUACAACGAGCCGAAGAAAUCGCCCAUAUACGCCAACUGCGAGCGCCCUGAGCACAGCUACAGCAAUAUGAACUUUCAAGAGACACUCAAUAAGACUGAGAAUCCCAUGAAGGGGUUCAAAGAUGAACUGAAGACGGUUAUUAGUGACAAGAGGUUUAGUAAUGGAGAGAUGGCGCCACCGUUGCCUGAAAAACAAGAGAAGCAAGAUAAACCACCGACCCCUACGAGUGAGACAAAGAAAGACAGCGGGACGUUGUCUAGAAAAACGUAUUUUUCGUUCAAAUCGCGGUUCAGACGAGCGACGUCGAUGGCAGUGGAUAUCAACUCGGACGUGCCUAGUGCGUUGAAGAUCACGAAUUCGACGUUCUAUUUGACUGACUCGAUGGAUGGAGACUCCGGGUUUAGCAACUGCAGCGACAACGGGCAAGGCAGCGUGGAAACCCUGUCACCGACCGCCCCGGCGCGCCACCACCGCGACGGUACGCGCGCGCUCAUCUCCGCGUCCACGCCCUGCCUGGCUCGAGCUCAGGCUCAGGCCGCAGCUCAGGCCACCCAGGCAACUCAGGCCACUCAAGCCGCGCUCGAGCGUCCGAGCGUGCCGCCGCCGCCGCCGCCCGGCCGGCCCACUGACAUUAGCGCUGUCAAUGAAGAACUGAAACGACUGCUGCCGACGCUGACGCGGAAGGACAAGGCGCCGCGAGCGCGCACCUCUUGGUACGCCGAAUGUGGUUCCGACACAUCCACGCACACCUCCAACACUUCUUGGUACGCGGAGGCUGGCCUUUACCAAGCUGGCAACAUCUCAUCAUCGUCGGGUGCAUCAUCAGGCUCGCACCCCGCCUCGCCACUUCCCCACUCGCUGUUCACACACGAACCGCUCUACCAGUUCUACAACGCGGCUAAAGUCGAGUCCGUCUGCCGCGACACCGGCGACUCGGAUUCGGACGCGUACGACGCGGGCGCCGGCUUGGGCGCCACGCCGGCGCCUUCCCGGCCGUCGGCCAUGGCGCUGGUGGCGCCGCGGGGGCCCGCACGCACGCUCUGGUGCGAGGUGCCAGAAGUGCUGCAGUCUACUGUCCUCAGUUCCCUAGCGCCAGCUCAAAAGCGACUGCAAGAAGCCAAGUUCGAGCUACUCACCUCAGAGGCGUCGUACCUCAACUCGCUGAACGUCCUCGAGUCGCACUUCAUCGCGCACCCCGCCUUCCGCGACCCGCAGGUGCUACCCCGCGAGGAGUGGGAGGCACUGUUCUCCACCAUAAUACCUGUACGCAAGUGCUCCCAGCUCCUCAUGGUGGAACUGGAGCGCUGCUGGCAGGAGAACAUCCUGCUCACCGGCAUCUGCGACCUCGUGAGGAGACACGCCGAACAACACUUCCACAGCUACGUCAAGUACUGCUCGAACCAGGCGCUCAUGGUGCGGGCGCUACAGCGUUUGAGAGAGAGGCCUGCGUUUGCAACUGCGAUGAGAAGACUCGAAAGCCACCCAGCGUGCCAGUCGCUGUCGCUCCACUCGUUCCUAAUGCUGCCCAUGCAGCGCGUGACCAGACUGCCGUUACUGCUGGACGCCGUGCUCAAACACCUCAACGAGGGAGACGAGGAACGAGAGGGCUGCAUGCUGGCUCUGGCUACCCUCAACCACUUCGUGUCACAGUGUAACGAGGGAGCGCGCAACACGGAGCGCAUCGAGGAAAUGUUCCGGAUAUCGCAGAGCAUCGAGUUCCCGUCCUCCAUGCGAAACCCACCCAACCUUGGUCCGGCUUGUUCACGUCGGGAUAAGAGACCGGUGCGAUGGCUAGUGCGAUCAGGCGAAGCGACACAACUGGUAUGGAAAGCGGACGAGUCCAAGCUAACCUUCGGCCGCAAGUUCCACAAGACACCGCUUCACUUGUUCCUGUUCAACGAUCUGCUCGUCAUCACUAAGAAGAAGGGAGAGAACAGCCAUAUAGCGGUGGACUUCUGCCCGCGCUCGCUGCUGGAGGUGUGCGCGGGGGACUCGGGGCCGGGCGGGCUGGCCGCCAAGCACGCGCUGCUGCUCACGCUGCUCGAGAACCACGAGGGCCGCACGCUCGAGAUGCUAAUCUCGUGCCCGUCGGAGACGGACGCGUCGCGCUGGAGCGAGGCGCUCGCGCCGCCCGCGGCCGACGCCGGCGAGGCCGUGUACGCGGGCUGGGACUGCCCGCAGGCUGUAGCCCUGUACGCCUACGCGGCCGCGCAGCCCGACGAGCUGUCGCUGGCAGAGGGAGAUGUGCUCAACGUCACGAGGAAGACUAGUGAAGGCUGGUACUACGGCGAGCGCACCCGCGACGGCGAGGCGGGCUGGUUCCCCGGCUCCUACACCACCGAGGUCGCCUCCGCGCACGCGCGCGCGCGCAACCUGCGCCAGCGCUACCGGCUGCUGGCUCUGUCCGGGACUUACCUCGGCCAGAAGAAGAAACCCUGACCAGCCGAGGGACCUAGGUGUGUCACAGUCCCUAGACCGUCAAGGAUUUAUGUCAAUUCUAAGCGGGACGUAAAAUAGCUAUGAUAGAACUAGGCUCCCAGACCGCUCCUCGGUGCGCUGCGGUGCAACCUGCGGUACAUCCUGCUAGCGCCAUCCGGCACGAAUCUGGGACAGAAGAAGCCCUGACCUGAC
This is a messenger RNA of Cydia splendana, 6002 nucleotides long. RefSeq lists its product as uncharacterized. The transcript is spliced from 18 exons. Gene Ontology annotation, molecular function: guanyl-nucleotide exchange factor activity; protein binding. Bases 231 to 5810 code for a protein of 1859 amino acids. The record is from RefSeq and is a predicted model, not a curated record. Gene Ontology annotation, biological process: activation of GTPase activity. Lineage: Eukaryota; Metazoa; Arthropoda; Insecta; Lepidoptera; Tortricidae.